UUCAACUGAACACAACAACGGUUACACAGAGGGGAGGGCCAUAUCUAACGCAACCUGUACUUCACAAGUACAUUAUCCAAGCUCUCAUGUGGUUCACGGAGGCUCUAAGCUGGGCACCAUCCUGGCUCUGGUACCUUCCAGCCAUCACUCUACUUCUCUACCUGUAUGGAAUAUGGCCGUACUUAUCUACGUCCAUCCGUCUGCCAGGACCAAAGCCUGCGCCCUAUGUCGGCAACUUGUUACAAUUAAACAGAACUGGUGCCCUGAAUAUGGACAUCAUGUGCCUUAAGAAAUACGGAAGGGUUUUCCUAUCAUGGCGCGGUCGAAAACCUGUAAUAAACAUCGCUGAUCCAGACAUGGUGAAACAAAUCUGUGUGAAGGAAUUCAAAAACUUUGCCAACAGAGGGGUUUUCUUACCGUUGGGAGCCGUUCAGAAGUCGAUGAUUACAAAUCUAGAAGACAAUCACUGGAAAUUUGUGCGCAGUGUUCUCACACCCGCCUUCAGUUCUGGAAAGAUGCGAAGAAUGAAUCCACUUAUACAGAUCUGUCUUCAGCGACUGAUGGAUAAUCUGUCUGAAAUCUGUAAAUCCGGAAAGUCGUUUGAAUUGAAACGGGUGAUGGGAGGCCUAACUAUGGAAGUGAUAGGCGCCGUAGGAUUUGGGAUUGAGACAGACGUCCAGAAUGAUCUCAACGACCGUUUUCUCACCAUGGCUAAAAAGGUUUUUGAAGACAAUAUCCUUACCAGGAUGCCUGUUAUACUGACGUUUUUGUUUCCAUUCAUGAAACCCGUGUUCGAGGCGCUGCACUUCACGUCUGACUCCAAAGAUGCCACGGACUUCUUUGUGACAAUGUUAAGUAAAACUAUUGAGCAGCGACGAAAGGAGCUAUCGCCAAGGAAGGAUCUCCUUCAGUUGAUCCUGGACAGUAACGUGGACGACCUGAAGGAGUCGCUAGCGGAUAAAGACGUGGAUAUGGAAGCUUUAAAGAUGGACAAAUUGAACAGAAACAAAAAACUUACAGACACUGAAGUCAUUGCUCAGUGCAUCAUAUUCCUUCUAGCCGGAUACGAAACUACGGCCUCAGCGCUAUCGUACUUCGCGUACAAUAUGGCUGUUCAUCCUGAGUGUCAGGAAAAACUGAUUCGUGAAAUUGAUGAGGAUCUUAAAGGGGCAAUACCCACGUACGACAACGUGAUGACGUUACCUUACCUGGAUAUGUGCCUCUCAGAGACACAACGAAUGUACCCGGCUGUCAGAGGUGUGGGGCGUAAAUGCCAAGACGACAUUGAUAUAAACGGACUUCACAUCCCUGCUGGCGCGUCCGUGUUACUGAUGGGGUACGCCUUGCAACACGACGAGACUUACUGGCCGGAGCCAGAGAAGUUCGACCCGGACAGAUGGUCCCCAGAGCAGAAAGCAUCGCGUCAUCCUUAUGUGUACUUUCCAUUUGGGGUUGGGCCCCGGAACUGUAUCGGGAUGAGACUUGCGCUGAUGGAAGCCAAAAUGGCGAUUGUUGCUAUUUUACAGAAAUUCCGUUUUAUCCGGGCUCCGGAGACUCAGGUGCCCUUGACAUUGAAGAAAGGAAUCUUCGUCCAAGCGGAACAUGGUAUCUGGCUUCGAGUCGAGUCACGUGACUAAAUAUUGUUGCGAAUGUAACAAGGCGUCUGCCCCGCUUGUUUCUUGGCUCGAGUUGAAACUUUUUCUCAGGUUUAAUGUGACUUGAAACGAUUUCAGAUUUCGCAAAAAUUGUUGUCAACAGUCACCAGUGACCUCUUACAUCAAUACAUUGAUAACCUAAUUCUGCUACAGUCAUGGUGCUAAGGGGCGAGUAAUUUGCUACCAUUUAAACAUCACUAUAACAGUUAGCAGAAAAUUCUAAGGUAAAAUGGCAAGAGAAAAUUGUCAUCACUGCUCUCGUUUUACUCUCUAUGUUGUAAGCCUUUUAUAUUCUCUUGUUAUUGUAUAAUAUUGCCGAAGCUUUCUUUGUGGCAGAAAUUCAUUAAAUAUUAUUAUAUUAAUCACAAAAAUUGUCCACCUCUUGUCUUUCUUUGAUUUUUUAAACUUUGUGACGUCACUGAUGGUCACCGUCAUUCAUGUCUAAAAAUGUAA
Molecule: messenger RNA, 2108 nt
Organism: Liolophura sinensis
Lineage: Eukaryota; Metazoa; Mollusca; Polyplacophora; Chitonida; Chitonidae
Product: cytochrome P450 3A8-like
Exons: 14
Coding region: 87-1637 (516 amino acids)
Molecular function (GO): steroid hydroxylase activity; oxidoreductase activity, acting on paired donors, with incorporation or reduction of molecular oxygen; heme binding
Source: RefSeq, a predicted model, not a curated record